AGGGAAGAAGCAGCUGCCUCCGGGUGUCACUCCUCUGGCUCUGAGGCAUCUGGUCAAGGCACGAUGGAGGUUUCCAGGGUAGCCCUCUCGGCUCUCUUCCUUGCGGCAAUCCUCUGCAUCCACUCCGCCUCCUCCCACAAAGCCUACCCCGUCGCGGAUGCCUGCUGUGUGUCCUAUUCCCAGAAGAGGAUCCCACUGAACAGGGUCGCCAGCUUCAGCGUGUCCAACAGCGGCAUCUGCUCCAAACCCGGCGUCAUGUUCAUCACGGUGAGAGGUCUGAUCACCUGUGCCAACCCUGGCACAAAAUGGGUGCAGCAGUACAUGAAGCAGCUGACCACCAAGAGGGCUAUGACCACUCCGCUGCUCACUAUGAACAUUUCCCAAAACAAGAAGAGGGGCUCCUAACUCGCAGGCCGCCCCCCACCACUGGACUCCACCCUUUCUCUGCUGUGCUCCCUCCCACUCCUCCCACCGCCCCCUCCCCGUGCGGUGGCUGUGAUGGAGAAAUAAUGAAUGUAUCUGUGAGAAA
Molecule: messenger RNA, 529 nt
Organism: Ornithorhynchus anatinus (platypus)
Lineage: Eukaryota; Metazoa; Chordata; Mammalia; Monotremata; Ornithorhynchidae
Product: C-C motif chemokine 3-like 1
Exons: 3
Coding region: 64-405 (113 amino acids)
Biological process (GO): monocyte chemotaxis; neutrophil chemotaxis; chemokine-mediated signaling pathway
Cellular component (GO): extracellular region
Molecular function (GO): CCR chemokine receptor binding; chemokine activity
Source: RefSeq, a predicted model, not a curated record